Alligator sinensis (Chinese alligator) is the source of this 2463-nucleotide messenger RNA. RefSeq names its product transmembrane protein 121 (gene TMEM121). The coding region runs from base 430 to 1368 and encodes 312 amino acids. NCBI's taxonomy places the organism in Eukaryota, Metazoa, Chordata, Crocodylia, Alligatoridae. The transcript has a single exon. The record is from RefSeq and is a predicted model, not a curated record.
AGAAAUCAGAUUUCUUAAAGAGGCCUGCAUUUUUUAAACUUGGCAGAGUCUUUGAGGAGAGUGACAGGAAAUGCACUGGACUACCUGACUGAUGCUCCAGGGGACAGAACUGUGUUGGCUAAAUAGCAGAGCUGGCUAGAUUUAAGAUUGUGGGGUCAGCUUUUAUGAAGGCUGAUGUGGAAGAUACAGUGGAAUUCUCUGCUGCUACUGUUGCCUGACUCUGGAGGGCAGAGGUUGUUUAGGGAUCUGUUCCUUCGGCCUUUUGGGACCUUUGAUAUAGAAGAGUGGGUUGAUGUGCCUGGUGGCCUUGGUGCUUUGCUGAUCACCACUGACCCUCUUCACCCAACCAGCAGGAUUUCUCUUCUAAGGCAGCCUCGUGCUUGAAGCAAUACAAGGGGGCAAAGAAGCAGUAGACCAGCUCAUCUCACCAUGGUGCUCCCACCGCCUGACAAGCGCCAUGUGUGUCUGACCACCAUUGUCAUCAUGACCAGCAUGGCCUUCAUGGACGCCUACCUGGUGGAGCAGAAUCAAGGCCCUCGGAAGAUUGGUGUCUGCAUCAUUGUUCUGGUGGGAGACAUCUGCUUCCUUAUCGUGCUACGUUAUGUGGCGGUAUGGGUGGGCGCUGAGGUGAAGACAGCUAAGCGGGGCUAUGCCAUGAUCCUAUGGUUUCUCUACAUCUUUGUGCUGGAGAUUAAGCUGUACUUCAUAUUUCAGAAUUACAAAGCAGACAAGAAAAACUUGGAGACGGUAGCCAGAAAGGCCCUCACUUUACUUCUGUCCAUAUGUGUGCCAGGGCUCUACCUGGUGCUGGUGGCCUUGGACAGCAUGGAGUACAUACGAACCUUCAGGAAAAAGGAGGAUCUACGGGGACGACUGUUCUGGGUGGCCCUCGACCUGCUGGAUAUAUUAGACAUUCAGGCCAACCUGUGGGAACCACACAAGACUGGGCUGCCAAUCUGGGCAGAAGGGCUUAUGUUCUUCUAUUGCUACAUUCUGCUCCUGAUCCUGCCUUGUGUCUCUCUCAGUGAGAUUAGCAUGCAAGGGGAGCACAUAGCUCCACAGAAAAUGAUGCUCUACCCUGUCCUUAGCCUGGUCACCAUCAAUAUUGUCACUAUAUUCAUCCGGGCCAUUAACAUGGUCUUGUUCCAAGACAGCAGGGUCUCCACCAUCUUUAUUGGCAAGAACAUCAUUGCCAUAGCCACUAAGGCAUGCACUUUCUUAGAAUAUAAGAAACAGGUGAAAGAGUUCCCACAAAAUGCCAUUGCUCUGGAGCUCCAGCAGAACUCUAUCUCUCACAAUCAGACUAUCCACAGUACACAGGGCAUUCCUCAUGAGCCGUCACCCACCAGGGAGAUUCUGGAUACAUGACAAGUCACCCCUGGACAUCAGCAUUUGCUCAGAUUGCCCUGGGGGUGGAGGGAGGUGGGAUGUUGCUCUCUCGCUGCAUGGGGUGGGUGUGAAGGACAAGUCCCAGCAGGGAGAGCUCUUCCAGGCACAAAACACCUACCAUGUUUUAAUAAACAGUGGAGUGUCCCCUAGACCUCUUCAUCUCAGGUAUAACCCUAGGAGUCCUCCAGACAAACCAAAUGAACUUGCAAAGGACCUGAACCAGCUAUGUCCCCAGUUUUCCUUCUACUCACUUCUCCCUGCCCAGACAAGUUCCCUGAUGCUGAGAUUUCUCUCUCUCUCUCUCUCUCUUCCUUAAGAACUUCACUUUUGCUCCAAGUCUGGAAUGAAGAUUUUUCUUACCAGAGUCCUUUUUAUGGAGUGGGGAUAGGGGAGGGGUAUUUGAACCAGUAAAUCCUGUGAUCGUAGGUGUCUUUUAUUCAAAUUGUUGUGUUUACAGUUUCCUAUUUAUAACAUCUCUUGGGAGUUCCAGUCUGGGUUUUUGGGGGGUUUUGGUAGGGGGCAUGGUUUAUUUAAGUUAGUAAUCUCCUGGAAACAGCUCCUGUGACUCCUCUUUCUAGUAGCAACUAUACAAAGAGCAGCAUCCAACACUAUAAAUAAUCUCGACUUGUGCUAUUCUGCUAAGGCUGCCGGUUGGGAAGGAAGCAGGGGGGUAUCCAUCUCUGCCAGUGCACUAAACCAACUCUGCUAGGAGCAAUAUUUGACAAGCUAAUGUUAAUCUAAUGCUGGUGUUUUAUGUAUCUCGUUCACUUCAAACAACUCAGCACAAUAUUUCUAUUUUUAGAAGGGUCUUUCUCUCUCUCCCCCUCUUUCUUUCUCUUUCUGGUGGUACAAACAUUUCUGACUAGAACGUAUGAUGCAGGGCAGUGCAGCUGCUCUGAUGAAACCAGCCAGCAUCAACACAAGGGGAAGCCAAUGCCGUGAAGAGCUAAUAAUAAUGAUGAUAACAAUGAUAACGAUGAUGCAUUUUGCUCCAGCAUCAGUGUUUAUAAAGAGGGCUGCUUUCCACAGCUACUAUAUUUUUUAAAAUAAAAUAUUUCCAAAAAAUUGCAGAAA